AGCAGCUUGAGAAGUACUAAGAAAGAGGAAGAAGAAUCGGGGUAUAUCGGCUAGCAAAUGUGCUAUGCCCUGACCUCUCUUCUCUGGAAAAGAAACUCUCCUAAAGAGCAGGAGCCCUGUGAAUGGAGUGGACCAUCCAGAGUACCCAGAUUUUUUUUUGCAGCUCAUCAUCCAGAGUUAGCUCACCGGGGGACUAGCAGAUUGGAAUUUCUGAAGAUUUGGAUCUUGCUUCAGGGAGCAAUUUCAAAAGGACCUUAAACAGUGAAGCUUGGAAUCAGCAGCUUGAGUGUACUCUGACACUACAACGUAAGAACAGUGGCCACAGUAAGAAGGAAAGUUUGUGAAGGGUGCUGUGGUGCCAGAAAGAGGCACCAAGCCGACAUUCCUGGAGAAUAUGGAUGGAGCUGAAAAUCUGACGGCAUCUGACAGUAAUAAUACAUGUCAUGACACAAUUGAUGAAUUCCGAAAUCAAGUGUACUCGACUAUGUAUUCUAUGAUCUCUGUUGUGGGUUUCUUUGGCAAUAGCUUUGUGCUCUAUGUCCUCAUAAAAACAUACCAUGAGAAAUCAGCCUUCCAAGUAUAUAUGAUUAAUCUAGCCAUAGCAGAUCUACUCUGUGUAUGUACAUUGCCUCUCCGUGUGGUCUACUAUGUUCACAAAGGCAAAUGGCUCUUUGGCGACUUUUUGUGCCGCCUCUCCACCUAUGCCUUGUAUGUUAACCUCUAUUGUAGCAUCUUCUUUAUGACAGCUAUGAGCUUUUUCCGGUGUGUUGCAAUUGUCUUUCCAGUCCAAAACAUUAAUUUGGUUACACAGAAAAAAGCCAGGUUCGUGUGUAUUGGAAUUUGGAUUUUUGUGAUUUUAACAAGUUCUCCAUUUUUAAUGUACAAAUCUUACCGAGAUGAGAAAAACAAUACUAAAUGCUUUGAGCCUCCACAGGACAAUCAAGCUAAAAAAUACGUUUUGAUCUUGCAUUAUGUGUCAUUAUUCUUUGGUUUCAUCAUCCCUUUCGUCACCAUAAUUGUCUGUUACACAAUGAUCAUUCUGACCUUACUAAAAAAUACAAUGAAGAAAAACCUGCCAAGUCGUAGGAAGGCUAUAGGAAUGAUCAUAGUUGUGACAGCUGCCUUUUUAGUCAGCUUCAUGCCAUAUCAUAUUCAACGAACUAUCCACCUUCAUUUUUUACACAGUGAAUCUAAACCUUGUGAUUCUGUCCUUAGGAUGCAGAAGUCAGUGGUCAUAACUUUAUCUCUAGCUGCAUCAAAUUGUUGCUUUGAUCCUCUGCUAUAUUUCUUUUCAGGUGGAAACUUUAGGAGAAGGCUGUCUACAUUUAGAAAGCAUUCUUUGUCCAGUAUGACUUACAUACCCAAGAAGAAAGCUUCCUUGCCAGAAAAAGGAGAAGAAAUAUGUAAAGAAUAAUUCAAACCCAUCUCCAGUGCAGAACAAUGGAAAAGAAAUUCCCUAACAAGUAUUUUUCUAAAUCACAGUUUUAAAAAAGUCUCCCAUUAAUAGUUUACAAAUAAUUAUAUCUAUCUCAUUUAUAAAUACUACUAUUUGAUAUUUUAAGUGUUCAAAAUUCAGUUUAUAACUGUGAACUAACCCACAGAUUUUUUUGACGACUCACCAGAAUGGUGGAGAAUGUUUGCUGUUAUGAACUACAAAACUGAGUAUGAAACCAAAAAUAUAAAAAGGGUUACAAAAGCUAUGUACUAGACUUUGGAUUCCAGCUUUUAAAUAUAGCUUUAAAAUUAGCAAAUAGUCAUCAGUCACUCUAACAUAUUCCUUUGCAUGCAUGCCAUCAGAUGAGACCUGGAGAUGACCUAGGACCUACAGAAAUGUACGGUCAGCCGUUUCCUUUGUAGUACUGACUAGCUCCAGAAGAGAAUGUUCAAGUGCUAGAACAGACCAAUAUUCAGCCAAAUAGCUCCACAGGCUGCAUGAAAUUUACAGUCUGGAAAAUAAGGAAGAUAAAUCUGAUCAAAGGCCAGUUUGUCUCUAAUUCUUUUCUGCCCUUGACUCAACCCCUCUCCAAAAAAGAAUGGUGUUCUUCUUGGUCACUGCGGUUCAAUCUCAAUUCAACAUAUAAUCCUUCCUUAAUAAGUAAGGCAACUGACAUUCCCAUAUAUGAGCAGAAGCAGUCAAAAUUCAUCAGAAGUAAAGGAAAUAGGUCUACUUUUCUACAUGAGUUUUGUUGGAAUCAAAAUUUACUAUGUCACAUACCAGAAGAAAAUUUGAAUAUCCAUGUCAUUAAUUCUUUAAUAACUAUAUGCAUUUGUGUAUAUGUAUAUAAAUAUAUGUAAUCUAUCUUGUUCUAUGAUAUGCAUUUAUAGUUAGUUAUGAGAUUUAGUGUUGUUUUAUACUUUUUGUUUUUUAUUAGCAUGUUGAAAGUAAUAUUUGUUUACAGUGAUUUUUAUAUUAUAGCAGAAGCUUUGUUCUUAAAACAAACCAUUGGAAACAGCUUGGUUGUGACUAAAAUAUGAUAUUAGUUGGCAAAGUUUUGCUGAAGGUCACUUUGUUCCUGACUCUAAGUUUCAAAAGUCACAUUAACUCAGAAGAAAUAAAUGAUCAUAGAGAUGGAAAAAAGGCAAACCAUGAAUGGAGUUCUGUCGGCAUCUACCACGUGUAAACAUUUUCUAUGUCACUUCUGCUGCACCCCUUGGAAAAUUUUGUUUAAAGCAUAAUGAAGAGAGGACACUGAGGAUCAAAACUAACUGGAACUCGUUGGUUUCUGUUGAACAUGUCUGAAAAUUGGCAGUGCCUAUAUUACUCUUGUUUCCUCUUGCUUGAGACAAAUAUUAAACAUAUAUGUCAUAAAUCA
This is a messenger RNA of Grammomys surdaster, 2813 nucleotides long. It is a transcript of the gene Cysltr1, whose product is annotated as cysteinyl leukotriene receptor 1. Gene Ontology annotation, cellular component: plasma membrane. Gene Ontology annotation, molecular function: leukotriene receptor activity. The coding region runs from base 395 to 1414 and encodes 339 amino acids. The transcript is spliced from 3 exons. The record is from RefSeq and is a predicted model, not a curated record. Gene Ontology annotation, biological process: G protein-coupled receptor signaling pathway. Lineage: Eukaryota; Metazoa; Chordata; Mammalia; Rodentia; Muridae.